Hippoglossus stenolepis (Pacific halibut) is the source of this 1943-nucleotide messenger RNA. It is a transcript of the gene rnf180a, whose product is annotated as ring finger protein 180a. Gene Ontology annotation, cellular component: endoplasmic reticulum membrane. Gene Ontology annotation, biological process: serotonin metabolic process; norepinephrine metabolic process; positive regulation of proteasomal ubiquitin-dependent protein catabolic process. Gene Ontology annotation, molecular function: ubiquitin protein ligase activity; ubiquitin conjugating enzyme binding. The coding region runs from base 137 to 1711 and encodes 524 amino acids. The record is from RefSeq and is a predicted model, not a curated record. Lineage: Eukaryota; Metazoa; Chordata; Actinopteri; Pleuronectiformes; Pleuronectidae. The transcript has 4 exons.
CACUCUAUACAUCCAGAAGAAGUUGGAGGCAGAAACAAGACUGAAGGAAGGAUGGCAGGGGAAAGACCAUGCUAGCUGGUUGAAGUCACAUCAGACACGCUCUGCUGGUGCCUGAGGGGGCUGCAAGGGCAACGUCAUGAGCUGCCAUGCGGGGGCCUCUGGUGUGAAUGGAUCAAGCAGAGUUGGAAGUCAAGGAACUGAGGAUGCCAGUGAAGAAAGAGAAACGUACACCUCAUGUUUAAAGACAGUGAGACCUUGUCUGAGGAGUGCAGAUCCAGCAGGAGAGGGGAGGUCGAGCAGUGGGGAGCAUCUGAUGAGACCUGCCCUGCCGGGGAGGAAAUCACACAGAAAGACCUGCAGAGAGGACGGCAGAGGACGAUGGAGAGAGGACAACCAAGAAACUGAGGAGGAGAGACACUGUGUUGGACACGUAGAAGGAAGGGACAGAGGAAAACAAAGGCAGAGGAAGACUGAGAGAACUGAGACACAUGGAGAUGGAGGAACAGGAAGCACUGGAAGUUCAUCCAGCUGUAAUUCUGUGGAAGCGAGAGAAGGAUCACACAACUUCCAGAGAGGACACACAUGUCUCAGACCUCUCAGUAUUGCCUGCUCCCAGACCACCCCCAUCAAUUUAAAUGCCCAAUCUCCUCGGCCCACAAUGAGAGCCGGGUCUUCUUCUCUCCCUCACCCUCCCAUCCAAUCCAGAACCACACCUCUGUCUCCUCAGAGGCGACCUGCAGGAGCCUCGCGCCGCCACCCGCUUAGUUCAUCCAGGGAGCCAGAUCCUUUCUGGGUGGAGGUCGGAACGGGGGCAGCAACUGGGAGAUCAUCGCAAAGCCGUCGUAGCACAGAGUUGGGAGAAGAGGAGGAGGGUGAAGAAGAGGAGGAGGAGGAGGAGGUGGAAUAUGGCGAGGAAGAAGGCAGCGGCGUGAUGGAUGUGAUGAGUCAGGCCGUGACCCCGGCAGUGCUGCCGCCCUGUGUUCCGUUUGGAGAGAGGAGGAUGAUUAAAAGAGAGAAAAACAGGAUUAAGUGUCUGAGGAGUUCUACAGGAAACCCGUCCAGCAGCAGCAGUGAGGACGAGGAGGACGUGAGCGCCGGGGACAGAGAGGGUUACAUCUGCGCUGUGUGUUUGGACGUGUACUUCAGCCCGUACAUGUGCCACCCCUGCAACCACGUCUUCUGUGAACCCUGUCUGAGGACGCUGGCUAAAAACAGUCCCACCAACACCCCCUGCCCCCUCUGCAGAACCAUCAUCACGCACGUCUUCUUCCAGAAGGAGCUGAACCAAACGGCGAGAACAUUCUUCCCAAAGGAAUACCUUUCCAGGAAACAGAAUUUUCAGAAAGCGAGUUGUGCCAAGUGGCCUUUGCCGAGCUGCAGGAAACUCUUCCGUAUCUUCGGAGGCAAGUUUCUAAAUACUGUCCCCCGGAAACUGUUGUAUUACCUGUGUUCAACUACAGAUAAUCUUCUAUAUAUCAGUUCAAAAGACUGUGGCCUGAAAGAAUGUUUCCAGCGACAGCCCAGUCCCAACGCCAGACGCCAGUUCUCCCGUGGAGGAGGCUAUCGUCUGGAUGCUCUGGACUUUGAGGACGACUCUGGAGGCUGGCGCUUUGACAUGGACAUGGUCAUCAUCUACAUCUAUUCAGUCAACUGGGUCAUCGGCUUCUUCAUAUUCUGCUUCCUCUGCUACCUCUUCUUCCCUUCUUUUUGACGCUGCUGGAAACAGUGAGAUCAGAAAGAGAGAGGGAAUAGUGAAGACACUCCGGGACGAGGGUAAAGUAAGGUUAAAGGAUAUAUAUAUAUAUGCAGUAUGUGUAUAUGUACACUGUGUGUAUGUAUAGAUUUCCAGCAGGUGGGAUGGAGUGGUGGAGGGAAAACAACAGUGUACCAGCUUGUUGUCGCUCAUUAAUAAAUGAUUGAAAUGGGGAAAUGGUGUAGCGGCU